Messenger RNA from Microdochium trichocladiopsis, 1373 nucleotides. RefSeq lists its product as uncharacterized. Lineage: Eukaryota; Fungi; Ascomycota; Sordariomycetes; Xylariales; Microdochiaceae. The record is from RefSeq and is a predicted model, not a curated record. The transcript has a single exon. The coding region runs from base 347 to 1237 and encodes 296 amino acids.
ACAGCCAUCCCUGAUUGGAGCACGUUGUCCAGCAGGUCACACCCGCAUUGUUUCGGUUGCCAGCAUUUGCUCUUGUUGUCGGAGGCGACUCGAAAAAGCCAUCGGAUCCCCCACCCCAGCGCGCCUGUACCAGAAAAAGCCCGCCAAGCAAAGGAUUCGGUGCCCCACCCACCUCCCACACCUUAGCAUCGGCCUUUGCUAGUCUGCCACAACACCCUUCGGUCGACGUCAGAUCUCCGUGCCUCCGGCCACUACCGUUUUGGGAAGCACCCAAGCUGCCACCUAGCACCCUCCGGUAUCAGUCAAGCAGAUAAUAGCCUGUGUGCCGCACUGCUUCUUCUUCACAAUGUCUUUGGCUCGUGCAUUCACUACACGGCGCGGAAAGCAGCCAUCUGUCGACAUGGGUUUCACUCCGCAGCGAAGCAACACCGUCUCCCGCGGCGUGGGCUCCAUCCGCCACAAGAUCUCAGCUCCCAUCGGACUUACACACACCACCAACAUGCUCGCUUACAAUGCCCCAGACCUAUACCCAAAGUCGGCCAGCUCCAUCGCCUCGUCCAGGUCCGACGACGAGUCUGACGCUGCCACGAACGCUUCCUCUCCGCCCACCAGCCCAGACGUUGGCACCACUCCUGACCGUGCAGAGUCCCCAGAACCAAACCACCUGUCAUGUUACUUCACAGCUCCCGGCCAAAAGCCAUUCCCCAGUUCAACACCAGCUCCUGUUAUUCCCAAGAGAGCACCAUCGCACACCAAGAAGGCCUCCAUGGACAACCUGGCUGCCAAUGUCAACACUCGCCUGUCUAACCAGUCAAACAACUCCGUAUCCACCAAAGCCAGCUCCAUCCUCUCCCGCUCAGCGUCUGUAUCAACAACCGCCACUGUAGCCUCGGCCCUCUCUCCCGCCAUGAAGUCGCCCGCGCCGUCAAUUCCUACGACGCCCAGUUAUGCUGCUCCCCCCAGCGCCCGUUCCAGUGCGGGAGCGCUCAAGCGGAGAACUGCCGACCGCUCUGAAGCCACGCACCCUUUUGGUCAGGAGCUCGCCCAGGUUACCGAGAUUGCAGAAGAAUUCGGAAUACGCGACAAGAUCCAGAUCACCGAUGAAGAGGAGCAGGAACUCAAGGCCAAGGGCCUCUUCAAGUUCCAGGCUGAUGACUACAUCAACGAAGUGCAGAGCAUCUUCACAACCUUCUUCCAGCCUGAAACCAAAGCCGCGCCGGAACCUAUCUGGAUCUGAGGUGACAUGACUCGUCUUGGACAAACGACCUACUUCACAAUGUACAUACUUUUGGCGGUGACUUUUUUUGCUGGGGUUGGCUGCACAUACAGACGGCUUGCUGCUGUCCCGGGACUUGCGUUUCGAACAGCUAUUG